AGCUGGUCCCGUUGUGCUGCGGCUCCGCGCGGCCUGCAGUCCCGGGCCCGCGCCCCGCGCCGCCCGCAAUGGAGCCCGGCCCCGACGGCCCCGCCGCCAUCCGCGAGGGCUGGUUCCGCGAGACGUGCAGCCUGUGGCCUGGCCAGGCCCUGUCGCUCCAGGUGGAGCAGCUGCUCCACCACCGGCGCUCGCGGUACCAGGAUAUCCUUGUCUUCCGCAGUAAGACCUACGGUAACGUGCUCGUGCUGGAUGGCGUCAUCCAGUGCACGGAGAGGGACGAGUUCUCCUACCAAGAGAUGAUAGCCAACCUGCCUCUCUGCAGCCAUCCCAACCCCCGAAAGGUGCUGAUCAUCGGAGGCGGAGAUGGUGGCGUCCUGCGGGAGGUGGUGAAGCACCCCUCCGUAGAGUCUGUGGUCCAGUGCGAGAUCGACGAGGAUGUCAUCCAGGUCUCCAAGAAGUUCCUGCCGAGCAUGGCUGUUGGCUACUCCAGCUCAAAGCUGACCCUGCAUGUGGGCGACGGUUUUGAGUUCAUGAAACAGAACCAAGAUGCCUUCGAUGUGAUCAUCACCGAUUCCUCGGACCCCAUGGGCCCCGCGGAGAGCCUCUUCAAGGAAUCCUACUACCAGCUCAUGAAGACGGCGCUCAAGGAGGACGGCAUCCUCUGCUGCCAGGGCGAGUGCCAGUGGCUGCACCUGGACCUCAUCAAGGAGAUGCGGCAGUUCUGCAAGUCCCUCUUCCCGGUGGUGGCCUACGCCUACUGCUCCAUCCCCACCUACCCCAGCGGCCAAAUCGGAUUCAUGCUCUGCAGCAAAAACCCGAGCACCAACUUCCGGGAGCCGGCGCGGCCGCUGUCGCCGGCGCAGGUGGAGCACAUGGCGCUGCGCUACUACAACGCGGACGUGCACCGCGCCGCCUUCGUGCUGCCCGAGUUCGCCCGCAAGGCCCUGAACGACGUGCGCUGACCGGAGCCGCUGCAGUGCCGCCCAGGACCGCGGGCUGGACGGGGCGUCUCCAGCGUGCCCAGGCCGCAGCGCGGACCCGACCCCCGCCAGCUCUCGCCCACCGACCAAGUGUUACAGGCCCCGGAAUGCUGCCCGGCCUGCCCUGCUGGGCACUCUGUCUGUCUGUCUCUCUGGCGUUCCGCCCAAGCCCAGACCAGCUCUGUACAGACGCGCCUCGGCCCUCUCGCCCCUCAGCAAACACGCGUAUUUAUAACAAAGUUUGCCAUUGUGUCCCCGACCGCCGCCAGCCCCGCAGGAGCCCCGUCUGUGGUUGUGGGUGCUCCCGUGAGUGAGGGUCUGCAUGCCCCGUCCCCACUGUGACAUUGGCCUGCCCCUUGACUUCCGCCCAGUGACACUACAGUCACCAAACCAGCCCCAAAUCUGUCCCAGGAAGCUGAUGAGCCAUUGGAACCCUUAUUAGCAAGGUCCCAGGCUCAUACCCCUGGGCCAGGGCCUUGGGACUGACAGGGUCGGGGGUGCUGCUAAAAGGGCUUCAGUCUGUCCUGGGGCUGCCCCCAGUAUCCCAGGAUUUCCACCUCACAAGAUGAAAAGUGUCACCCCUGCACCAGGUGGGCACUGGGUGUGACCCAGAGGGGGCUGGUUGGAUUAGGGUAAGAGCUCAGUUACUUGGGGCCUGUUAAGCACAUUGGGAACUUGGCCAGGUUCUGGCUCAAGCCUGGGUCAAACACUGCCUCCCCACCCCCAACCUUCAGUUCCUUCUGGAACAUUCCUUUCAGCUACCCCCAGGGGUUCAGGCUGAAUGCAGGGGUGGUAGUGCGCUGGGCUGUUACCUCUCCAAGGUGCUGAACCUCUGGCCCUCGGUGUCCCGGGAGCCUCGUCCUCCUGCUGUCCAGGACGGGCUUACUGGGUACCAAAGCCACCAGGAGGGACUUGGGUCCAGGUGCAGAUUUGGGAAGAGAGGGCCCGGCCCCACCCGGCUCUGGAGACUGGCCUGAGAAAGCCUGGUCAGGGAUGGGUCUGGAGGAGGGGCUGACAAGGACGCUGGGACUAGGGAGUAGCCCUGGCUGGGGGGUGGCACUGGAAUUCCUCUCCUUCCUGAGCCUCCACCUUAGGGCCCUGAGUUGACAAGAGGGUUUGGGGACAUCUGGAAUGAUGGGGGGUGGGGAGCCAGGGCCCAGCUUCACCGGGACUCUGGCCUCAGGCCAGCUACUGCCUGUCUCUGGGCACCGCCCACCCUGCUCUCCUCCCACCCCCAUAGGCCCACUAGUCUCUGAGCAUGUUCUGACCUUUGCCCCCACAGCAAGUCUGACCUCAGUCUAACCUUUCCCCUUUACCCCCUUAUCCCAGGCAGUCCUAGAAGCCAGGCUAGGGGACUGGGGUCUUCCCUGGUGUCUCCCAACUCUCAGGGAGGCCCCAGUGAGGCCAGGGCGCAGCCUGGUGGUCAGGGAGGCUGUCACUUGCUUCCUGUAAGGUCCAGCAGGGCCAGGCUCCAGCCUGGGGACCAGGCAUCUUACUGAUCACAGUCCUGAGGAUGGAGCUAUCCCCUCCCCACCCUGAAGGUGAGGCAGGUGAUGUGCCCAAGGUGAUGGGGGUCCCAAGCAGGCAGCCACCCUUUUAAGAACCAUCCCACCCCUGCAGGUCGGGGCUCCUGGCAGGGGGCCUGCUCAGACCCCUCCCCACUUCCCGCCAGCCCUAUCUCAAGGGUGGCCCGGGCAGGGGUCACUGCUGGGGAAAGGGGGGGGGCAACCUUAGGCCCUGGAGUUCUGGGGGUCUCAAUGAAAAGGACCAGGGGGUUGCAACUCAGUGUAGAGCGCCCCCUGGGCUCGUCCUCAAUCCCUGUGUCAGGACACCUGUCGGCAGGGGAGAGGAGCUUGGGCAGAAACGGCCCUGCCUGGUGUGGACAGCCAGGGCACAGCCUCCCCUGCAGGGUGGAGGGACCCGACCUCUCCCACCCACCACAGAGGGGCAUCUUCAAGGUCCCGCCCUGGGAUGGGCAGGGGACUGAUAUGCUGGAGCAGCAGCAGCCUUGGUGAGGAUGGGACCCGAGUCCCCCCCAAGGUCCCAGCAGUCUUGAGGGCUGCAAAACAGCCCAGUUUGUGACAAGGGAAAUAAACUCAAUCCUACCUGAUUUUUAUUUUUGGUACCAGGAAUUGAGCCCAGGAGCUUAACCACGGAGCCACAUCCCCAGCCCUUUUUGAUAUUUUAUUUUGAGACAAGGUCUGGCUGAGUUGCUUAGAGUCUCGCUUUUGCUGAGGCUGGCUUUGAACUCAUAGCCCUCCUGCCUCAGCCUCCUGAAGCGCUGGGAUCACAGGUGUGCGCGCCACUGCACUCAGCAAAAUUUCUUCAAUGAGCUGCAUCCCUGGUUGAAGGGUUCAGAUCAUUCUCUGGCCUGGCCGUCCACACCGGCCACAACGUCCUUCUUGCUGGAAGCAGUCCCUUAUUCUCUUUGAGCUGAUUAUUUUGGAAUUUAUCUUCUGUGAUAUAAAAUGAAAUAUAUUUGG
Messenger RNA from Ictidomys tridecemlineatus (thirteen-lined ground squirrel), 3463 nucleotides. RefSeq names its product spermidine synthase (gene Srm). Gene Ontology annotation, cellular component: cytosol. The record is from RefSeq and is a predicted model, not a curated record. Gene Ontology annotation, biological process: spermidine biosynthetic process. Gene Ontology annotation, molecular function: spermidine synthase activity. Lineage: Eukaryota; Metazoa; Chordata; Mammalia; Rodentia; Sciuridae.